UGGCCCCGAGACGAACGGUGCGGCGGGGGGCGGGCCGAGGAGGCGCGCAGGCGCACUGCGUCGCGAGUCUCGGGACCCUGCUCCGAGACUAUGGCGCUCAACAAGAACCACUCGGAGGGUGGCGGAGUGAUCGUCAACAACACCGAGAGCAUCCUCAUGACCUACGAGCAUGUGGAACUUACAUUCAACGACAUGAAAACUGUGCCGGAGGCUUUCAAGGGGACCAAGAAAGGCACCAUCUACCUUACCCCCUACCGGAUCAUUUUCCUGUCCAAGGGCAAGGACCCCAUGCAGUCCUUCAUGAUGCCUUUCUACCUGAUGAAGGACUGUGAGAUCAAGCAGCCCGUGUUCGGCGCCAACUACAUCAAGGGGACAGUGAAGGCCGAGGCCGGAGGCGGCUGGGAAGGCGCGGCUACCUACAAGCUGACCUUCACGGCGGGGGGUGCCAUCGAGUUCGGCCAGCGGAUGCUGCAGGUGGCUUCCCAAGCGUCCCGAGGUGAGGUCCCCAAUGGAGCUUACGCCUACCCCUACAUGCCCAGCGGGGUCUAUGUGCCCCCCCCGCCCGUCGCCAAUGGAAUGUACCCCUACCCUCCCGGCUACCCCUACCCAGCGCCCCCACCUGACUUCUACCCGGGGCCACCCAUGAUGGAUGGGGCCAUGGGCUACGUGCAGCCCCCGCCGCCGCCCUACCCCGGGCCCAUGGACCCUCCUCCGGUCAGCGGCCCUGAUGCCCCCUCGACAUCCGCAGCUGAAGCCAAGGCAGCUGAAGCGGCUGCCAGCGCCUACUACAACCCGGGCAACCCACACAAUGUGUACAUGCCUGCAAGCCAGCCUCCCCCACCCCCCUACUACCCACCAGAGGACAAGAAGACGCAGUAGACCCCGUCCUGUCCUUCCCUCCCCCGGCCCAGGCAAGAAGACGAGGGGCGCCUCUUGGUCUCCAGUUCUGAUGUGCAGAUUUGUCAGGACCCAGCCAGGAGGAGAGGGGGGCCCUGAGUGCAGGGCAGCGCCCCCCUCCCCCCACUGCUUGCCCGGUGCCACGCAGCCACGUCACUCGCCCCUCGGGCUGCGUCUUGGCACGGUCGUCCCGCAUUCCAGCUCGCGCCAGUAGCUUCCACCUACAGAGGGACUCUUUGGCCACCGCCACCGCCGUCCAGCCCCUGCCUGCCCCCCUGCCUUUCCGGGGCCCCCCAGGCCCUUGUCACAUUCCCUCGCACGGGGGCUGCCAGACCCCAGCCCACACCCCGCCCCCAGUGCCUGCUCGGCCGCCUGCCCCCCACUCUGCGACUUUGCGGGUUGCUGGGCAGGGCCCGCCGGCCCGGCCCUUUCAUCGUCCCUUUUCCUUCUCAGACUGGAACUGCCCAGUGCUCGUGGGUCCCUCCUGCCAUUUGGGGGCGGGAGCACCUGCCCCCUCCUGGAGCUGCCUGACUCACUUGUCCCUGGGCUGGCGUGAUGCGAGGAGAUGGUUAUUUAAAGAGAAGCCCUAUUUAUUGACACACAAAUCCAGUUAAUAUAUUAAUGUGAAAUAAACCCCCUUUGCACCUUGA
Messenger RNA from Sorex fumeus (smoky shrew), 1547 nucleotides. It is a transcript of the gene WBP2, whose product is annotated as WW domain binding protein 2. The record is from RefSeq and is a predicted model, not a curated record. Bases 91 to 879 code for a protein of 262 amino acids. Lineage: Eukaryota; Metazoa; Chordata; Mammalia; Eulipotyphla; Soricidae. The transcript has 8 exons. Gene Ontology annotation, cellular component: nucleus. Gene Ontology annotation, biological process: positive regulation of DNA-templated transcription. Gene Ontology annotation, molecular function: chromatin DNA binding; transcription coactivator activity.